This is a messenger RNA of Aspergillus tanneri, 849 nucleotides long. RefSeq names its product SDR family oxidoreductase. Lineage: Eukaryota; Fungi; Ascomycota; Eurotiomycetes; Eurotiales; Aspergillaceae. The transcript has 3 exons. The record is from RefSeq and is a predicted model, not a curated record. The coding region runs from base 1 to 849 and encodes 282 amino acids. Gene Ontology annotation, molecular function: acylglycerone-phosphate reductase (NADP+) activity; triacylglycerol lipase activity. Gene Ontology annotation, cellular component: endoplasmic reticulum; lipid droplet. Gene Ontology annotation, biological process: phosphatidic acid biosynthetic process; triglyceride catabolic process.
AUGAGUCCAUCGACACCCAAAACCGUCCUCAUCACCGGAUGUAGCGCUGGUAGCAUCGGCUCUGCUCUGGCUGAAGACUUCCACGAACGUGGUCUCCAUGUCUUCGCCACUGCGCGCACCCCCUCCAAGAUGUCGCACUUGGAGAAACUGCCAAAUGUAACGCUCUUGGAGCUCGACGUCGAGUCGGCCGCCAGUGUUCAAGCCGCUGUAGAAGUCGUAACGGCCCAAACGGGCGGUAAGCUGGAUUACCUGGUCAAUAAUGCCGGUCUGGCGCAUAUUCGACCGGUGCUGGACUCCGACCUGGAAGAGGCAAAAAGGGUGUUUGACGUCAAUUUCUGGGGGGUGGCACGUGUCACGCAGGCGUUUGCCCCGCUGAUGAUCACCUCGAAAGGCAUGAUCAUCAAUAUUUGUUCGCUGGCCGCGACGAUGCCUCUUCCCUGGUGUGCCUUCUAUGCCUCUUCAAAAGCAGCCUUGAAAUCGUACGGCGAAACCCUUCGCCUAGAAAUGACUCCACUGGGCGUCAAGGUCAUGACCGUGAUGGCUGGCGCCAUAGGAACAAACAUCUUCGCCAAUUAUUCCCCUCCACCGCUACCGGAGAACUCGCUGUUCAAGGCCGCUUCCAAGGAGAUUCAUCUUGUAGAGUCCAGGGGCGUGGUUGAGAAUUGCACGCCUGUCUCGUUAUUUGCCAAGGGCGUCGUGGAUGAUGUGCUGGGUGGCUCCAGUGGUUUGACUUGGAGAGGGAAACUGGCAUCCAUUACGUGGGCUGCCACAUCUUUCCUCCCGGCUUGGAUUAUGGAUCUCCUGAUUAUUUCUUCGAGUGGCUUGCGCCGUAUCUCUCGGGCGCCUUAG